This is a messenger RNA of Morchella sextelata, 4569 nucleotides long. RefSeq lists its product as uncharacterized. The transcript has 9 exons. The record is from RefSeq and is a predicted model, not a curated record. Gene Ontology annotation, cellular component: membrane. Bases 1 to 4569 code for a protein of 1522 amino acids. Gene Ontology annotation, biological process: transmembrane transport; metal ion transport; RNA processing. Gene Ontology annotation, molecular function: RNA binding; RNA nuclease activity; metal ion transmembrane transporter activity. NCBI's taxonomy places the organism in Eukaryota, Fungi, Ascomycota, Pezizomycetes, Pezizales, Morchellaceae.
AUGGAGCGAGUAGAAUCACAGGUGGCAUCAGAGGGGAAGGACAUAGAGCGUCCGAAUGAUAAGUUUGUGAAAGCGGCGGAGAGAGGGGACUAUCCGGAAGUACAAAGAUUGCUGGGUCUAGGAGCAUCUAUCAAUGCGCGAUGCCUACCUACAGGAAAGUUCAAUAGUGGAGCGGCUGAGGCUUCUGGUGGGGGGAGGGUGGGCUGGUUUGGAGAGCUGGAACUGCGCGUGUUAGUCGUUAAUGCAAACAAGGUUUCAUAUUCAGAUGAUUGGGUGCCCAGAGAAAGGCUUACCAGAACUGCAUUACAAGCGGCGUCUGACGGUGGUCACCAUACGCUGGUGAAGCUGCUGGUAGAUGCGGGGGCUGAGGUUAACGCUCCACCGUCGAACCAUUGUGGGAGAACAGCGCUGCAGGCGGCAGCAGAAGGCGGGCAUCAGGAGAUAGUAAAGCUGCUGAUGGAAGUGGGGGCGGAGGUUAACGCCGCACCGGCGGAGGGAUACGGAAGAACAGCCCUACAGGCGGCAGUAGAAGGCGGGCAUCAGGAGAUAGUAAAGCUGCUGAUGGAUGUGGGGGCGGAGGUUAACGCCGCACCGGCGGAGAGUGGUGGGAGAACAGCGCUGCAGGCGGCAGCGGAAGGCGGGCACAACGAGAUAGUAAAGCAGCUGAUAGAUGCGGGGGCCGAGGUUAACGCCGCACCGGCGGAGAGUGGUGGGAGAACAGCGCUACAGGCGGCAGCGGGAGGCGGGCAUCAGGAGAUAGUAAAGCUGCUGAUGGAAGUGGGGGGGGAGGUUAACGCCGCACCGGCGGAGAGUGAUGGGAGAACAGCGCUGCAGGCGGCAGCGGAAGGCGGGCACAACGAGAUAGUAAAGCAGCUGAUAGAUGCGGGGGCCGAGGUUAACGCCGCACCGGCGGAGAGUGGUGGGAGAACAGCGCUGCAGGCGGCAGCGGAAGGCGGGCACAACGAGAUAGUAAAGCAGCUGAUAGAUGCGGGGGCCGAGGUUAACGCCGCACCGGCGGAGAGUGGUGGGAGAACAGCGCUACAGGCGGCAGCGGGAGGCGGGCAUCAGGAGAUAGUAAAGCUGCUGAUGGAAGUGGGGGGGGAGGUUAACGCCGCACCGGCGGAGAGUGAUGGGAGAACAGCGCUGCAGGCGGCAGCGGAAGGCGGGCACAACGAGAUAGUAAAGCAGCUGAUAGAUGCGGGGGCCGAGGUUAACGCCGCACCGGCGGAGAGUGGUGGGAGAACAGCGCUGCAGGCGGCAGCGGAAGGCGGGCAUCAGGAGAUAGUAAAGCAGCUGAUAGAUGCGGGGGCCGAGAUUAACGCUCCACCGGCGAAGUUAGAUGGAGGAACAGCGCUGCAGGCGGCAGCGGGAGGCGGGCACAACGAGAUAGUAAAGCAGCUGAUAGAUGCGGGGGCCGAGGUUAACGCCGCACCGGCGGAGAGUGGUGGGAGAACAGCGCUACAGGCGGCAGCGGGAGGCGGGCAUCGGGAGAUAGUAAAACUGCUGAUGGAUGCGGGGGCCGAGAUUAACGCUCCACCGGCGAAGGAUUAUGGAAUAACAGCGCUACAGGCGGCAGCGGGAGGCGGGGAUCGGGAGAUAGUAAAGCAGCUGAUAGAUGCGGGAGUCGAGAUUAACGCCGCACCGGCAGAGAUUGGGAGAACAGCGCUACAGGCGGCAGCGGGAGGCGGGCAUCGGGAGAUAGUAAAACUGCUGAUGGAUGCGGGGGCCGAGAUUAACGCUCCACCGGCGAAGUAUCAUGGAAGAACAGCGCUGCAGGCGGCAGCGGAAGGCGGGCACAACGAGAUAGUAAAACUGCUGAUGGAUGCGGGGGCCGAGGUUAACGCCGCGCCGGCGGAGAGUGGUGGGAGAACAGCGCUACAGGCGGCAGCGGGAGGCGGGCAUCAGGAGAUAGUAAAACUGCUGAUGGAUGCGGGGGCCGAGGUUAACGCCGCGCCGGCGAAGUAUCAUGGAAGAAGAGCGCUACAGGCGGCAGCGGGAGGCGGGCAUCAGGAGAUAGUAAAACUGCUGAUGGAUGCGGGGGCCGAGGUUAACGCCGCGCCGGCGAAGUAUCAUGGAAGAAGAGCGCUACAGGCGGCAGCGGGAGGCGGGCAUCGGGAGAUAGUAAAACUGCUGAUAGAUGCGGGGGCCGAGAUUAACGCCGCACCGGCGGAGAAUGAGAGAACACCGCUACAGGCGGCAGUAGAAGGCGUGCAUCAGGAGAUAGUAAAGCUGCUGAUAGAUGCGGGGGCCGAGGUUAACGCCGCACCGGCGGAGAAUGAGAGAACACCGCUACAGGCGGCAGUAGAAGGCGGGCAUCAGGAGAUAGUAAAGCUGCUGAUAGAUGCGGGGGCCGAGGUUAAUAGGGCGGUGGACGGUACUAGCUUACUCGUCGAACUAGCUUGCCUCGGAGUGCACAUGGACAUGAUAGCACUCUUGCUCCACGCUCCCCAACUAGAUUUAACAGUUAGAGAUCAGCUUGGGUUCACGCCACUUCACCAAGCGUUGCGGGAAUACGACAGAAACAAGCAUGACGCUUUGUGGGUCAGUAGAAUGCAAAAAUUAGUUUUUAGAGUUCUGGAGGCGGACCUUAGCAGAACCGGUAUCAACAUUAAGGAUCACUCGGGAAAAACAUCUUUGGAGACUGCCAUUGAAAUUCAAUCUCUAGCUAUAGUUAAACAAUUACUUUUAAGAGGCGCGGAUACCGGGGUUCUGAGGACAGAGGACUUGCGCAACUUACUGGAUUCUGCGAACGAUUUAGCUGGGGAGGCUGCAUCUAAGAUCAUCGGUCUGCGUAGUGGGCGAGGGGAAGAGACCCAUAUCACCACCGGGAACGGGAAGCUUGAAUGGCCAAAUAAAAAUAACUGGGAUAAGGGAGAUUAUGAGUUACAAUUAGCUGAUCCACAGAUCAACAUAUCUCUUGGACGGCCUGACGACAGCACGUACGCGUCGUUCGUGAAACCGGUACAGGGGUUUUAUUCGAACCUAGAGACACCAAAAAACCCGAACCGAUCAACAGAAAACCAUAUCCUCUUUAAAUGGUGGCUUGGUGAACUCGGUACUUACUCGGAAUUCUAUUCCGGGGUCCCCAAGAGAGCUAGUAUAACAGGCUUGGCUGUUUCAGAGAAAGAUAAAGUCGAAGGACCUGCUAAAGUAGGAGUAAUUGGCUAUAUGUGCUUUUGUGUCUUCCUUCCAAAUAGUGGAGUAAAAGCUGCCAAGAAUGCCCCAAACGGAGGAGGCGGAGGGGAAGAAGAAGAAGAAGAAGAAGAAGAAGAAGAAGAAGAAGAAGAAGAAGAAGAAGAAGAAGAAGAAGAAGAAGGAUUACAGUCAUUCAAGUUUAAGAAUCAAAAAGUCGAAAUUUCCUGGAUAAUGGCGCAUCCCAGCGAAACUGAAUGUAAGCCCAGGUAUGGGCAUCAUCCUAAAGAGUUAUUCCUGCGUUCCUUGUUAUACCUGGGAACGGUGAGAUUGGAGUAUCUUUCAAUACCUUCUCACGGGGUGGAGUUUGCUACGUUGUUUCUUGAUGACAUUCAUAGGAGAUGGCUCGAACUUCUCGAAAGUGCCAAGGUACACCUUGCAGAAUUUCGCGAUAAGCAGUUGGUGGAAGGGGGGAGGAAUCCUACUGUCAUCCAAUGUCUCCUGGAAGACAGUCAGCAGUGGAACAAGCUUCGCUCAAGCUUGAAACUGCAUGUAUUGAAAGCGCAGGAACUUUGGCGCACGUUCAAAGAGCAUGAGGCUCUAUUCAUGGAAUUGGCGGAAUCGGAACACGAUAGUACUAGGAUCAGCAAUUUUUUGAACGGAAAAAAGGAAUCAAAUAUAGGAGAACUCGAAGCGAUGGUGAAACUUUCAAGAAAGGUUAAACUUAUAGGAGGAUGUAUGGAGGAAAUAGCCGAAUUGAAAGCAGAAACAAAGGAGAUGAUCGAGCUUGAGUUCAAUUUGGUCUCUAUAUACGAGGCUCGGAAAUCCAUUGAAAUGUCGGAGAUCUCAAACAAAAUGGCUGAGAAAUCUAUAGAAAUGGCAGAGAAAUCAAAUAAAAUGUCGGAGAUCUCAAACAAAAUGGCUGAGAAAUCUAUAGAAAUGGCAGAGAAAUCAAAUAAAAUGUCGGAGCUCUCAAUCGAAAUGUCAAAACACUCUAACAGCCUGAGCCUAAGUAUGAAAAGACUUAGUUGGAUUACAUUUAUAUUCCUUCCUUUGACCUUUGUUUCUGGGCUGUUCGGAAUGAACCUAGAUAUUUUAGCAAAUAACCCAAGCUGGACUUGGUAUUUUGUUAUUGCCGGUCUAGUUUUGGCUCUGAUCUUCGUGGUCUGGAUUAUAUUCAAAUAUGUUCCGAUUUCCGACUGGAUUGAGGAGAACAUUGGAGAACCAUUGGAAUUAUUGCUCGCCGCUGGCAAGGCAGAGUCUACCCCGGAGAAUACGGAACCUAUAAAUCCCUCGGGGGUUAGUUCCUCGGACGAAAUUACUCCUAACAGAUCGUUCUCAAGGAGAAGGUUCACGCCGAUGCGCGAAAAGAAGAGACCACAUGACACAGAGCAAGGCACGAUGCCAGCUCCUCCCAAUGUAGAGGCGAACAGGUAG